AACAUGAGUGGCAACAACUUGGAUGGGGAAGAUGAAUUUGAUGAGCAGUUGCGAAUGCAAAAAUUGUAUGGAGACACCAAGGAUGAAGACGCCCAGAAAGAUCCUGGUAGAGAAACCAAUUAUUUUGGACAGCAGCCAGAUGACAUCCUCUAUGAGUGGGACCUGCACAAGAAAGCUUGGUUCCCCAAGAUCACUGAAGAUUUCAUUGCUACAUACCAGGCCAAUUACGGCUUUUCUAAUGAUGGUGCAUCUGGCUCUACUGCAAAUGUACAAGAUGUUAGUGCUAGGCCUGCAGAAGAACCUCUGCAAAAAAACCCCCUUGAACCCACUGAUCCCAAAAAGAGGGGAGAAAAGGGAAAGGCUGAAUCAGGAUGGUUUCAUAUUGAAGAAGACAGAAAUACAAAUGCGUAUGUGUCCGGUUUGCCUCCAGACAUUACACUCGAUGAAUUUAUACAGCUCAUGUCCAAGUUUGGCAUUAUUAUGAGAGAUCCUCAAACAGAAGAAUUUAAGGUCAAGCUUUACAAAGAUGAUCAAGGGAAUAUGAAAGGAGAUGGGCUUUGCUGUUUUUUGAAGAGGGAAUCUGUAGAUCUUGCAUUAAAACUUUUAGAUGACAAUGAAAUUAGAGGCUACAAAUUACAUGUCGAGGUGGCAAAGUUUCAACUGAAGGGGGACUAUGAUGCCUCUAAGAAGAAGAAGAAGUGCAAGGACUAUAAGAAAAAGCUGUCCCUGCAACAUAAGCAGUUGGAUUGGAGACCUGAGAGAAGGGAUGGGCCAUCCCGAAUGCGCCACGAACAAGUUGUCAUCAUCAAAAAUAUGUUUCAUCCUAUGGAUUUUGAGGAUGAUCCAUUGGUGCUGAAUGAGAUCAGAGAAGAUCUUCGAGUAGAGUGUUCAAAGUUUGGACAAAUUAAGAAGCUCCUUCUGUUUGAUAGACACCCAGAUGGUGUGGCCUCUGUGUCCUUCAGGGAUCCAGAGGAAGCUGAUUAUUGUAUUCAAACCCUUGAUGGACGGUGGUUUGGUGGCCGUCAAAUCACUGCCCAAGUGUGGGAUGGAACUACAGAUUAUCAGGUGGAGGAGACCACAAGAGAAAGGGAGGAAAGGCUGAAAGGAUGGGAGGCUUUUCUCAAUUCUCCUGAGGCCAAUAAAGGUCUUUGGUGUUCAAAUUCCACCUGUGCUUCAGAACGGGCAGGGCUUUCUAGAGUAAGGCAUUUUUCAGAGCACUCUAGCACAUCUAAAAUGAAUUCUCAAGAAGCUGCAACUCAAAUGGGAUUUGAAGAACCUAUAGAUGAAAAGAAGUUUGAAAAAAUAGCAGAUGGGGGAGAAUUUGAAGAAGAUGCUAAAGAAAGUGGCCUCAAAAAAGAGGUGGAAGAAUGCUACCCCCAGAACAAAUCUGAAGAAGGCUGCCUUGAAAGAAAGUCUGAGGAAGGCUGUCCCAAAAGAGAGCGUGAAGACUACCUUGAAAGAGAGUCUGGAGAAGACAGUCCCAGAAAAGGGUUUGAAGAGGGUAGUCCUAAAAAAGAGUCCAAAGUGAGUGACCCUGGAAGAGAAUCCAAAAAGAAGCGACUCAAAAAUGAUUUUGAAGAGAAUGGCCUUAAAAAGGAGUCUGAAAAAAAAAAAAAAAAGGAGUCUGAAGAAGAGAACAGCCCCCAAAAGGAGUCUGAAGAAGACAAGUCAGAAAGAGAAUCUGAAGAAGACUGCUCUGAAAAGCUGUUUGAAGAUGGCUCUGAAAAAAGUUUGAAAGAAAAUGACCUCAAAAAAGAGUUGGUUGGAAAUGGCUUUGACAAGGAGUUUAAUGAAAAUGUUCUAGAAAGAGAAGAAAAUGACUCUGAAAAAUCAGAAUUUGAAGAUGACAGUUCUGAAAAAGUGUUUUCUGAGGAAGGCUCUGAAAGUGACUAAGAAUCAGAUGAAAAGGAAGGAGAAGAUAUACAUGAAAAAGUUUUUGAUGAUGAAUCUGAUGAAAAAGAGGACGAAGAAGAUGCAGAUGAAAAGGGGCUUGAAGAUGCUGAUGAAAAGGAGGAAGAAUAUGAUGUAGAUGCAAAAAUGUUUGAAUAUUCAGAUGAAAAAGAUGUAGUAGAUGAAAAGGAGGAUGAAGAAGAUAUAGAUGAAAACAUGUUCAAAGAUGACGAUUCCAGCAAGAAGUUGUUUGAUGAAGAUUUCUGUGAGAAGUUGUUUGAUAAUUCUGAUGAGAAAGGGACUGUGGGUGUUUUGGGGAAUGUUCAGGAAGAAGGGGUCCUGUCCCCAGAUAGCAGCCUUAUCCUCAGUAGUGAUGAUGAUGGUGAUGAUAUUUAAACCAUUAAAUUUGCCUUUGAGGGAAAUUUCUCCAUCUACAUUUAGCCUAUUUUCCAGGGUAAUUACUAGUAGUGUUAAUGAACAUUGCAUAGUGAUAGGAUGCCAUCAGAUUAAUACAUUGACUUUUUCAUUGUUACCUGUACUUCAUGAUCUUAAAUGUAUAUUAAUGGGCUGUUCAGUUAAAACUUCAUAGUAUAAUGUAAGUAAACUGGAUACCUGUUCUUUUACAGAUUUGUUAAAUGCAUGCAGAA
Molecule: messenger RNA, 2537 nt
Organism: Molossus molossus (Pallas's mastiff bat)
Lineage: Eukaryota; Metazoa; Chordata; Mammalia; Chiroptera; Molossidae
Product: HIV Tat-specific factor 1-like
Biological process (GO): mRNA splicing, via spliceosome
Cellular component (GO): U2 snRNP; U2-type spliceosomal complex
Molecular function (GO): RNA binding
Source: RefSeq, a predicted model, not a curated record